This is a messenger RNA of Cryptomeria japonica (Japanese cedar), 1740 nucleotides long. Its product is annotated as laccase-3-like. Gene Ontology annotation, biological process: lignin catabolic process. The transcript has 6 exons. Gene Ontology annotation, molecular function: copper ion binding; hydroquinone:oxygen oxidoreductase activity. The record is from RefSeq and is a predicted model, not a curated record. The coding region runs from base 1 to 1740 and encodes 579 amino acids. NCBI's taxonomy places the organism in Eukaryota, Viridiplantae, Streptophyta, Pinopsida, Cupressales, Cupressaceae. Gene Ontology annotation, cellular component: apoplast.
AUGGCAGAUUUUCAGUCUAACCAGCAUUGUUCUACAUUCCGGCAAUGCCCAAAAAAGCUUCAAUUCGUGAUUGUCAUCAUGGCCUUUAUAAUUACUACGGCCUUGGCAAGCAACAUACACACUCACACUUUUGUUAUACAAUCAAAGUCCGUAAAGAAGCUGUGCGGAACGUAUAAUAUAAUUACAGUGAACGGGCAGUUUCCAGGUCCGACGCUCUAUGUCAGUAAUGGGGACACUCUCGUGGUUAAAGUCCUUAACAAAGCGCAGUAUAACGCUACCAUCCACUGGCAUGGUGUGCGGCAGUUGCGAACAGCGUGGGCCGACGGACCAGAGUAUGUGACCCAAUGUCCAAUUCAGCCAGGAGGACACUAUACUUAUAGAUUCACCAUUACCCGCCAAGAGGGUACUCUGUGGUGGCAUGCGCACAGCUCUUGGCUUAGAGCUACAGUAUAUGGAGCCCUCAUUAUUUCUCCCAAACAUGGAACAUCUUACCCAUUUUGCAAGCCCGCCCAAGAAAUUCCCAUUUUACUUGGAGAAUGGUGGAACGCGAACCCCAUCGACGUCAUCAAUGAAGCUAAACGCACAGGAGGUGGCCCUAACAAUUCAGACGCUUUCACCAUAAAUGGCCAACCAGGAGACCUCUAUCCAUGCUCAGCUUCAGAUACAUUCAGAGUUGCUGUAAAGACAGGGCAAACUAAUCUUCUCAGACUGAUAAACGCUGCACUGAACAACGACCUCUUUGUUUCCCUCGCGAACCACAAAAUGACCGUGGUGGCCGUGGAUGCAUUGUAUACAAAGCCCCACAAAACACAAGUCAUCAUGUUGGGACCGGGCCAAACUACAGAUGUUCUUGUGAAAUUCAGUAAAACUGCAGGCAGAUUUUACUUGGCUGCUCAUCCAUAUGGAAGUGGUAGUGGACCCUCAUUUGCUAACUCCACUACUGCAAUCUUCGAGUACAGUAAAGAAAGUUUAUCCACCUCACUAACUCCUAAACUCCCUAAACUUCCCAUGUGCAACGACACCAAGACUGCAACAAAAUUUGAAAGCAGUCUGAGAAGCCUGGCGUCUCUAAACCAUCCUGUUUCUGUUCCCCAGAAAGUUGAUGAAAAUCUUUUGUACACGGUGGGAUUGGGACUAAUCAACUGCCCCAACCAUUCAUGCGCAGGUCCCAAUGGCGCAAGAGCUGCAGCAAGCAUGAAUAAUCACUCAUUUGUACUGCCAAAGUCCUUGUCAAUACUGCAAGCUUACCGUUUAGGCAUCGAUGAAGUCUUUACAGAGGACUUCCCAGAUAGCCCUCCGCUGCAGUUCGAUUAUACUGCUCAGAAUAUCAGCAGUGGCCUUUGGUCAACAGUGACAAGCACCAAAGUAAAAGUACUGAAAUAUAACACUUCAGUGCAAGUAAUUCUCCAGGGCACCAAUAUCAUAGACCCCAGUAGCCAUCCAAUUCAUCUUCACGGGUAUGACUUUUACAUCGUAGGAUCAGGAUUUGGCAAUUAUAAUGCAGAGAAAGAUUCUCGAAAGUUCAAUUUGGUGGAUCCUCCCAAGCGCAAUACUGUCAAUGUUCCAGUCAAUGGAUGGGCUGCCAUUAGAUUUGUAGCUGACAAUCCGGGUGCAUGGUUCUUCCACUGUCACUUGGACUUGCACAUUGGGUGGGGUUUAGCAAUGGUGUUUUUGGUGCAAGAUGGACCUGACAACGCCUCCACUCUCCAGCAGCCUCCUCCAGAUCUUCCAAAAUGCUGA